CGGCUACUUCCGUCACCACUCGGCUCUCUCCGCCGCCUUUCGACCUGUUUACCGCGCUCGGCCGUUUUGUCCGUUACUGGCCCGCGUGCGAGUCGAGUCGAGUCGAGUCGAGGGGGCGCGCUUGCCCUCCCUCCCUCCCUCCCUCCCUCCCUCGCGCCCGCCCCAAUGGAGUCACGGCGUGUGUUACACAACUGUCGUCGAGCACAGCGCCCUUCUCAGAAACAACCCCCUUCAGCCCAAAGAUCAUAGAGGAGCCCUCACACUGCAGAACCAACAUCUAUCUAUGAUGCCGUGAGCGCCGAGCAGUGUUGACGUUUGGUGCAAUAUGCAUUUCAUUGACUUUAUAGCGGGCUGGGUUGCAGGUGGACUUGCUACAGUUGUGGGAUAUCCUUUGGAUACGAUCAAGGUGAGAAUUCAGACACAACACAUGUACAGCGGUGUUUGGCACUGUAUCCUAUCAACUUAUCGGAGAGAAAAAGUUUACGGGUUUUACAAAGGAAUGGCUCUGCCUGUUCUGUCAGUGGCGAUAUGCAGUUCUGUUUGUUUCGGCACAUACAGAAAUAGCCUUCAUUUCUUAUGCCAGUAUCGGCAUGGCAGCUCUGCCUUGAAGCCAGAGAGACUUGAUGUUUUUGUUGCUGGUUGUGCUGCAGGGACCACUGAGGCUAUGGUGUUUGCUCCCAUUGACUUAAUCAAGAUAAGGCAGCAGAAUCAGACACAUCCUCACCAGUCAUAUCAAGGUCAAUCAUCUCAUGGCUUGUUAACAAUGCCCAAAUACAGAGGCCCAAUACACUGCCUGAUAACAAUAUUGAAAGAGGAGGGCAUACUGGGAUUGUACAGAGGCAUUACUGCACUGUGGUUAAGAGACAUCCCAUGUUUUGGAUUAUAUUUUGUAGCCUACUCCGUUUUCAGUGAACAACUUACUCCACAAGGACAACAUAAACCAGAUUGGUUGGGCAAGUUGGUGGCUGGCGGAUGUGCAGGCACGACUUACUGGAUACUGGCAACUCCAAUGGAUGUCAUGAAGUCUCGCAUGCAGAUGGAUGGCAUGGGACAGCAGAAAUAUAAUGGUGUGCUGAACUGUAUCGCUCAAAGUUUCAGACAAGAAGGGAUGAGGGUUUUCUUCAAAGGCCUGAGCUUGAACUGUGUGCGUGCCUUUCCUGUCAAUGGAAUGACCUUUGCAAUAUAUGAAACUGUGCUGGUAUUCCUCAAAAAGGCAAAUUUAAAGGAUUAAUGCAUCGCACAACAUUUGACAGCAAUGCAUCUUUAUCUACAUAUUAAAAUUUACACCAGGCUUCACGAACUUGAAUCCUUAUCUUAAAUAUAGACACAAAGUCCGCGAGCAUUGCCACUUUUCAUUUCACUGCACAUCUCGUAUGUGUAUGUGACGAAUAGACUUGACUUGACUGAACGUGGGCUACCCAGAGCUUAAUACUGCAAUAAAUCUCAACCACAACUUUUCAGUUUCGUUUUUGAAACAGGUUGAUCAAUUUUGGGUGUUUAAGCAUUUUUUUCCCCCACACAACUUCGAUUUGCUGAGGAGACUGAAGAAAUUUGGCAUGUCUUCAGUGACUAUUACAAACCUCUGCAGAUGCACUAGAAAGCAUACUGUCAGGAUGCAGGAUCACAGCCUGGUUUGUUGAUGAGGUCUGCCCGAGAUAGCAAGAAAUUGCAGAGUUGUGAUGUAACCCAGUCCAUCACACUAUUGACGUCAUCUACACUUCACGAUGCCUGGGGGGAAAACAGCAAACGUAAUAAAGCCUUAUCCAACUCCAGUCUUUCCUCCACCCUGCUCUCAUCAGACGGAAGAUACAGAAGCUUGAAAGCGUUGUACCACCAGACUGAGGAACAGCUUCUUCCCUCUGUCAUCAGGCUUCUGAAUGGUCCUACCAUAAGCUAAGGUACUAUUCGAUUCAUCUUGAUCCCAUCUUGGACUUUGUUUAUGGAACUGGUGCACUGUAAUGCUGAGAACUAUUCUUCACUCUGGAAUGUUGUGCAAUUGAUGUUGUGCCUUCUAGCUGCAAACGUGCAUCAGUUGGUCACCUCGGCUCCUGCUUAGUACCUAAAUCCACUUCUACCACUAAGACAUGAACAAAAGAGCCAAGGAAAUACCACUAUCUGCAGGUUCCACAAUGUUGCACCUCAUCUCGUCUUAAUCCUGACUCUGGUCAACAGCACCAUGAAAAUACUUGCAUUAGAAGGGUGGCAGUGAGUCUAAAGUUGAUUUUCCACUGCAUUCCCAAAUAAAGGACAAUGAAAGCUAGUCUUGGCAGCAACUCUAAGAGGCUGGAGAAUGAAUGAAUGAAUAAAUAAAUAAAGUCCCUUUGCCUUUAAAAACCUUAAAUGUUCAAUUAUUAUUGUCUCCAAUUAAUAUUGUGCCAAUUAAUAUCAUGGCUGCAGAAAGUGAACUAGAGAAAAAUAUAUAUUUUGGUAUAAUUGGCACAUUUUUCUGUACCAGUGUAAAUGUUAACGUUGCACCCAUUGCUUAUAGGUGCUGAAUGCUUAUUGAUGGUUAUGUAUAUUGAAAUAAUGUCAAAAGAAUACUUAUUUUUGCACAUUAUAACCCAAAUACAGCAUGUUUUAAUGAUUUUACACUGUUUGGCAAUGAAUUGAGCUAAAGAAUAAAAAUAUCUAUCGUUUGCAGUA
Molecule: messenger RNA, 2643 nt
Organism: Amblyraja radiata (thorny skate)
Lineage: Eukaryota; Metazoa; Chordata; Chondrichthyes; Rajiformes; Rajidae
Gene: slc25a47b
Product: solute carrier family 25 member 47b
Exons: 6
Coding region: 326-1231 (301 amino acids)
Biological process (GO): transmembrane transport
Cellular component (GO): mitochondrion
Molecular function (GO): transmembrane transporter activity
Source: RefSeq, a predicted model, not a curated record